AUGCGUUUGUUCAUCAUUGCUACGAUUAUCAUUGCUUUCGUUGUCGUCUCUGGUGAGGACAACUCUACUGAUUCCGUCACCUCUGAAAUCAAUUCUACUGCAGCAGUCUCUUCAGACAAAAUCGCCUCUACAUUUGAAAACAUUGAUGACUCUUUCUCAGAUGACUUCUUCUCCGAUGAAACCAUCACCUCCAUCAUCACCAACGCUCAUGGAAUCGGCACUUUCCAGGAGGCUCAUCAACAGGAAGAUAGACUACUCCAAUGCUGGGAACCUCUCGAUCCGGUCAAUGCUACUAGUGCUUCCAUUCUAAGCAAGCCUAUCUUCACCCUCUGCUCUUACAUCCCUCUGAACUCCAAAGGAAUCAAAUUCGAGACUUUUGCAGUAAAUGGGGUCGGGUCGGAAUACUACGACCCACUGCUCUCGGUCUUCGAUUAUUCAGAGAAGAACUCCGAGGAGGACUACGAAGCAAUCGUCAUCUGUGCUAUAGAAAAACUCCAACUCCACAAGCCGCCACAUCCACCAAGCACGGCUAUGAGGUGCCUUUGCAACCAGUCCGGCUGCAAUGUCCCUGAACCACUCGAGGAGUUCUUGAAGUUCAAUCGCAAUGUAUUCCCCGAGAAGAACAAUGCCACUGACUUGACUGACCACUAA
This is a messenger RNA of Caenorhabditis briggsae, 651 nucleotides long. The record is from RefSeq and is a predicted model, not a curated record. Lineage: Eukaryota; Metazoa; Nematoda; Chromadorea; Rhabditida; Rhabditidae. Bases 1 to 651 code for a protein of 216 amino acids. The transcript has 3 exons.